This is a messenger RNA of Anoplopoma fimbria (sablefish), 1094 nucleotides long. It is a transcript of the gene pstpip2, whose product is annotated as proline-serine-threonine phosphatase interacting protein 2. Bases 48 to 1061 code for a protein of 337 amino acids. Lineage: Eukaryota; Metazoa; Chordata; Actinopteri; Perciformes; Anoplopomatidae. Gene Ontology annotation, biological process: actin filament polymerization. Gene Ontology annotation, cellular component: plasma membrane; cytoplasm; actin filament. The record is from RefSeq and is a predicted model, not a curated record. Gene Ontology annotation, molecular function: actin filament binding. The transcript is spliced from 14 exons.
CAGCUCACAGACCUGUCAACACUGCCAUCUGGUCCUCUCUUACAGUUAUGAAAAAUCUCCACUUCAAGGACUCCUUCUGGAACUCUGACCUGACCUGCACUGGUGGCUAUGAUGCAAUUAUCCAGUAUCUCAAUGAUGGCAAGAGGACAUGCAAAGAGGUGGAAGAUUUCAUGAAGGCCAGGGCAUCAGUUGAGGAGAAGUACGCCAAAGAUCUUCUUGGUUUGUCCAAGAAGGUGUGUGGACACAAUGAGAUGAACACAUUAAAACGAUCCCUGGACAUGUUCAAAUUACAGACUGAACAUGUGAGUCUGUCACACUUACAACUGGCGCAGAACAUGAGGGAGGAGGCAAAGAAACUGGAAGAAUUCAGAGAAAAACAAAAAGAAGCGAGGAAAAAGAUGGAACAACAGAUGGAUGCGCUCCACAAACAGAAGUCUACAUAUUUCAAGAAGACAAUGGAUUCAAAGAAGACUUAUGAGCAGAAAUGCCGAGAUAAAGAAGAAGCAGAUCAGAAUGUGAAUCGAAACACCAACACCAACAACACCAAGCACAUUGAGAAGCUCUACUCAAAGGCGCAGAAUGCAAAACAGAACGCAGAAGAAGCUGACAGGUUAUACCAUCAGAAUGUGACCACAGUAGGAAAGCUUAGAGAUGAAUGGCUGAAGGAACAUGUCAAAGCCUGUGAGAUGUUUGAGAAACAGGCAAUGGAGCGUAUUAACUUUCUGAGAAACACAGUCUGGACUCACCUUAACCAGCUUUCCCAGCAGUGUGUGACCAGUGAUGAGCUGUAUGAGGAAGUGAGGAAGUCGCUGGAGCAGUGUGAUGUCCAGGAAGAUAUUGAACACUUUGUCAACCUCAGGCGGACCGGUGACAAACCACCAGCGCCGGUUGUGUAUGAGAACUUCUACAGCGGUCAGAGGUCUCCAGCUGUAGCUCCACCCUCUCGUCUGCCUCCACCAAUCAUCAGGAGGGGGCCUUUACCUGAUCCAACCAACAACAGUGGGGAUGAUACAGUCUACUCCACAGUGCAGGACGCCGGGUACAGUGUUAUCCAGUACUAACAUGCAGAUCUGCUGGAGAAGUUAUUGUGAAUC